Molecule: messenger RNA, 2453 nt
Organism: Sinocyclocheilus grahami
Lineage: Eukaryota; Metazoa; Chordata; Actinopteri; Cypriniformes; Cyprinidae
Product: protein regulator of cytokinesis 1-like
Exons: 15
Coding region: 211-2007 (598 amino acids)
Biological process (GO): microtubule cytoskeleton organization; mitotic spindle midzone assembly
Cellular component (GO): mitotic spindle midzone; cytoplasm; spindle
Molecular function (GO): microtubule binding
Source: RefSeq, a predicted model, not a curated record
GUCCGACAGCCUAUCAGCGAGCAGGAUGUGUGGUUGCCUAGCUUGGUCGCGACCAAUCAGAGACCAGAUGCGUUUCGGUGCGGCUUUUGAAUUUUUAGGCAGACGUUUCGAGGCAGCCGUCGCAUAGAUCGUGAAAUAAAGCGUACGAUAAAGUUCAGAAGUGUUAUAUAGCGCUUAAAUCUCAUCGGAGAUCUGCGGCGGAAGGACAGGAUGAGGAAGAGUGAAAUCCACGCUGCAGAGUCUGUAGCAUGUUUGGACAAGGCCCUUGGCGAGCUGAAGGACAUCUGGGAGGAGAUCGGGAUCCCAGAAGACCAGAGGCUACAGCGAACGGACGCCGUUCACAUGCACAUCAAAAAUCUGCUGGAUAUGAUGAUCGCAGAGGAGGAAGGGUUGAAGAAGCGCUUGCUGAUCAGUAUUGAGGCAUGCAGAAAAGAGGUGACCAGCCUGUGUAGUGAGCUUCAGGUGCAGGAGUGUCAGGAGGAGGAUGGUGUUACGAUGCUGCAGCUGGAGAAGGAUCUCCGUACGCAGGUCAAGAUGAUGCUGAAAGAGAAAAGUGCUCGUCAGAGCGAGCUGAAGUCUCUGAUUCAGCAGGAUCAAGAUCUGUGCGACAUCCUGUGUGAUGACCUCUUCCCCAUCCAUCCCGAACGUGUGCCGUCACAACAGCAGCUGCAGAACUACAGACAACACAUCAACACCCGCAACCAGGAGAGGGAGCGCCGUCAUGCUGAGUUUGUGGGAAUGAAGCGUCAGAUCACAGUGUUGAUGGAGGAUCUGGAACAGCAUCCUGACACCUCCUUUGAGAAAGAUGCUGUGUGUGAAGAUGAAGAUGCUUUCUGCCUUUCUGUGGAAAACCUCAGUGCACUCAAAGUGUUACUGCACCAGCUCGAGAGCCGUAAAGCUGAGAGUGGAGCGCUGUGUGGGUCCAUCCGUGGUCGUAUUGAGGAGCUGUGGGAGAUGUUGCAGGUUCCUGAGGAAGAAAGAGAGAGUCUCAUGCAAAACACGCGCACUAGCACAAAGAGUAGACUGAACACACUGCAGGCAGAGCUUCAGCGAUUGGAGGAACUGAAAGAGAAAAACAUUGAGCGUGUUAUUCACACAAUCCGAUCAGAGAUUGUCAAGUUUUGGGAGAAAUGUUACUACAGCCCGGAGCAGAGACAAGCCUUCACUCCCUAUCACAGUGAUGAUCUGGAUGAGGAGGUGUUGCGUGAACAUGAGCUGGAGUUGGAGCGACUGAAGGAGGAUUACGCCAAGCACAGGGAGCUGUACGACGCCGUUUCCACCUGGAGCAGCAACUGGACUCUCUAUCAGGAACUGGAGAAAAAAGCCACAGACCCCUCUCGCUUUAACAACAGAGGAGGAAACCUGCUGAAGGAGGAGAAACAGAGAGUCGACCUGCAGAAGAGUUUGCCGAAGCUGGAGAAGAGUCUGAAGGCUCAGAUUGACCAAUGGGAAGCGGCGCACUGUAAAGAGUUUCGUGUGAACGGGCAACUGUUCCUGCAAUAUGUGGAAGACCAGUGGGAUCAACACCGCAUGGAGAAAGAGAGAGAAAAACAGGAACGGCAAAUGAAGAAAAUGAAGCAGACGGAGGAAGAUCUACUAUACGGCACCACCAUCAGAACCCCAACCAAGCGGAGACUCGCCGGAACCCCGACACCUGGAAAAACACGCAAGCUGAUCUCCACCUCUAGCAUGUGUAACUCCACCCCCAACACGACGCUCCGUUCCAUAUGCUCCUCCCCUUCUAUGAGACCGCCCCUUUCCUCCAGCAAGUUGGGUGCGCGGACACCUGGCCGUGGCCGAACCCCUCGUGGGCUGGAGAGGAAUAAGGAGAAUAUCUCCCAUCUUAGCGGAGCUUUGCGCACAAUGGCCGCCAGCCCUCAAAGAUACUACUCCAUCACAUCCGUGGCCUCCUCCUACUCUGAAUUUGCGAAGGACUCUGAAUCCACUGCAGCGUCCAGCGGGAGCUCUCAAAUUCUUCUAAAUCCAACGUCAAGGCUGGAGUUCUGAACUCUACCAUCACACACUGAACUCCGUAGCUCAAAGAUGGACUGAUGGGCAUCAUUGAAGACAAAAAAAGCUUUUAUUGAGAUACUGAAUGUAAAUCAUUUUGAUUUUGUUGAAGAAUUGUAAAUAAUUUACCUCUGCUUUUUAGUAUAUUUCUCAUGACUUUAUUUCCCUUUAUUUAAUUUUCCUUUUAUGUCUUUGAGCUUGGCUUCACAAGUUUUUAUGAAAACUCCAUUAACACUGAUCUUAGGCCUCCGAGAUGGAUUUUAUCUUUUAUACUCUAAAAUCACGAUGCCAUUUUUGCCUUUAUUUUCUGUAAUUGCACAACACUAAGUUUACCUGGCAUCACUCCUCUGGAAAAAUAGCUGCUACUGUGGUGGUUGGCAUCCUGUAAAUAAAUGUUUGUUUUCAUGGGGACAUUUUGGAUUGGAGAAGUGAUUUAUUUAUUA